GGAGCUGCAGAGCGGGCUACCGCAGCUGGACCGACUCCCUACCGGGACCAGAACGAGACCAGCCUACAGACUGCUACUGCUGUUAAUCUGAGGGGCUGUCUGGGUUCUCAUGCCGCUAUGAGAGACUACACGGCCACUCCGAGCAAUGGAGGCGCCUGCAUGCCGUGUUGCCAAGUUUGCGUGUUCGCCUUUACCGCAUUUCUCAUCGUUGCAGAGAGGACGGCGCUGAUCUACUGCUUUGUUUAUUAUCUAUGGGUGGGUCACAACUACUGCUAUGCCCAUCUUGCUGGCUUCACUGCCCUGUUCCUGCUGCCAGGUUGGGGACCUCAGUGGCUCAGUUAUCUGUGGUACCUGUCGGAUGGACGAAUUCGCAGGAAGUCUCUCAGGUGGACACACAUACUGCACCUGGGAAUCUUCAAAAGGCUGUUGGAGUGUAUGCGCCUGCCAGAUGAGGAUGUGUAUGGUGAGAUCAUGCAGCAGGCUGACGCAUCUGCCUUACGACUGUUUGAGGCCUUGGUGGUCACCCUCCCUGAGACGCUGCUCCAGACCUAUGUGCUCAUCUGUACUGACAUAGGAAUCAAGUCUCCUGCCUCGGUGUGUUUUGCGGUGUGUUUGUUAUCUCUGGCUUGGGCCUUGGUCCUCUAUGCCAGAGCCUGCUCACUCAUCAGACCAGGACAUUUACAAAUGACCCCAGCUGCCAUUCUCUGUCGACUGCUGUGGAGGGUCGGUAUGUUGGGAUCUAGGUUUGCAGUUCUCAUGCUCUUUACACGUAUCUUCAAACAGUGGAUCCUGGGAGUGAUCGGUGUGCACUGGCUGGGAGCAACUUUCUGGAUGGUGUCUCAGCAGACCGACAUCAUACGUUCAACUAGUCGAUGGCGACUCUUCAACCUCAUUUUGGGAGCCAUUCACAUCUUUCUCUUCCUCAAUGUGAAGUAUGGUCAAUCCAGAUACCGCAUGGCUGGGUUCUACCUGGCCAUGUUUUUAGAGAACGCUUUUCUUCUUCUGGCUUCCUCCUGGUUGUUUACAAUGGUAUCCUGGGACACUGUGGGUAUCCCAGCUGCUGUGUUCUGCAGCUUCCUCAUAGGAGUGAUAGCAUUGGUGCUGUACUAUCGUUUCCUACAUCCUAAAUCCUUUGAAAUAUUCCAGAGUAUUCGUCACAGGGGGAUAGGUGGAGCCUGCAUGGAGCGUGGAUCUACGCUCUCAUUGGACGAGAAAGUUUCACCCACUUUCCAUCGCCAUGCUACAUUGUCUGGAGGUGGGACCUUAAUGGACCUUCCUAUCCAGUGGGAAGGCUGGAAGCAUCACCACUGGCUGCUGAUUCGCUUAGCUCUGAAGACAGGGGAUGUUUCAAGGGUAUGGUCAUCGUAUGGUGAGGGGGGAUUGGCUGGACUGAUGGGUCUGUCUGAAGAGGUUCACUCUCCUGAUUUACAUCAUGUCCCUCGGAUUCCAGUUGUUCAACCACAGGUUCCUCAAAUCUCACAACCUGCUCCUCAACCUGCUCCACCACCAGUUCCACCACAGGAGAACCAGGCACCACAGGUGAGGGAGAUCAUCCAGCCACCAAAGCCAGCUCAAACCAGUAUCGUGGCCCGACCUGUGAGAAAAGCUCCUCCAACAAGCAUCCAGGAUUUGAGAAGAAUUCCAGAGAUCGUCCCACUGCAGGAGCCUAUUCCGGAAGAGACCGGAGAGGAAGAAUCCAGUGCACCACCAUCAGAUGAUAAAGGUGAUGAGGAGUUUCAGAGUGCUGCUUACGGCUCACCUUCUCUUUCAUCUCCUCAACGAGCUGGAAGUCUCCGCCACAUCGACAGCAAUGCUGCGUCUCUGACUGAGGCCUCUUCCUCAGUUGGAUCUUUGGAUAUUAAAACCCCUGGCUGGUCUCCUGAGCGACGCUCCCCUCUGCUGAUUGGCUCUCCCGAGAAAAAAUCCGGAGUCCCGGGAGAAUCUAGCACCACUCUGUAUUUCAGUGCAGAUGCCCAGUCACCCUCCAGUGGGAGCUAUCUUGGAUGGGGCUCAGAGUUGUCACCAAUCUCCAUCUACCGAAGUCCCUACCGGAUCAGAGAAGCACGUUUUGUCACAUCCACCCCGCGACUAGAGCCUCGAGGUGGUGCCGAGAGUCCUGGUCCGGCACCUGUUGUUGUCAUCCCUGCCACUCCUGGCACAACACCAGGCACUAGUCCAGGUGGGACCCCUGGGGCAUCCACUCCUGCAGCUUCAACUCCUGUUGCAUCGACUCCUGCAGUUUCAUCUCCUGCAGCUUCAACUCCUGCUGCUUCUACUCCAGGUGCUUCAAUUCCUAGUACCCCAAUCGUUCCUCUCACUCCAGUGAUCUCACAUGCUCGCAAACAGAUGGUUCAGUUUGUGGACAGUAGAGAGAGGGCGGUGUAAGGAAGGUGGAAGUAAAAGGGAAGGCGAUUUUGUCUUUUUUAGUUGUUCAGGAUUAACACAAAUCUAUGUAUUGACUAACUGGGGAAACUUGUGGCGAUAGCAAGUCUCUUCGUUUAAUUACAAAAGGGAAUAGAUAUCACAAUUUAUGUUUUUUUUUGUUUGUUUAGUUUUGCUUAGGUGCAGAUGAAUUUAAUUUUUUUUCUUGGGGGGGGGGGGGUUUAAUAAAAUAAAUGGCAAAUGAAGAAUCUAGGGACCACUAAUUUACUACCUGUACUACCAUUUAGCAAAUUUUUCAGUGUUUGAGGGUCAGCUAGUUUGGUAUAGGUGCACUAACAUCUGUUAGUUGGAAACAUCCAUGCAGGUGGGCUGAUCUGUAUUUAUAUGAGCGUCCUCAAGUCUUUUGGUGCUUAUGACAAAAAAAGAUGGCAAAAUUAUAUUGAUUGUUACACAAAUAAUCGGACCAGCUAGUAUCAAUAUAUACUUCAUUACACAGGGACUGUCCACUUAAAACUGGGGAGAUAUGAGGUAGAAGACUGAAAUUUCCACUAUCUAUAAUUUCAGUUUUUUAAUUAUAGAUAGUCAUGAAAGAGGUGUCAGUUUUUGAACUGCCCCAUAAUCUAAACAUUGCUAAAUAACCACUUUGCAAUAACCCAACAUGCAGUUCAAAUCCAAGUGAGCAGUCUGUUAUUGAUUAACUUUGAUAUAAUUCCUUGAUUCUUCGUUUUCAUAGAUGAUAUUGAACAAACUAUCUAGUUUUCAGGAAUUUUCUCAUUCAUCUAAUCAGUCACUCACUAUGUGUAUAGUGCAGUACAAGGUUGUUGUUUACACACACCAAUGAUAUUCAUUAAGAAACAGAGGUCAUAAUUUACCACAUGUAAAACAGUAACACACUAGCUUUAAGAUUUUAUUCUUGUUUUGUUCGCAUUCUCAGGCAAGGUAAUGAAAAUUCUACUUAAAUAUUAAAAACGAGCACAUUUA
This is a messenger RNA of Melanotaenia boesemani (Boeseman's rainbowfish), 3363 nucleotides long. Its product is annotated as XK-related protein 5-like. The transcript is spliced from 13 exons. Gene Ontology annotation, cellular component: plasma membrane. Gene Ontology annotation, biological process: phosphatidylserine exposure on apoptotic cell surface; apoptotic process involved in development; engulfment of apoptotic cell. The record is from RefSeq and is a predicted model, not a curated record. Lineage: Eukaryota; Metazoa; Chordata; Actinopteri; Atheriniformes; Melanotaeniidae. The coding region runs from base 118 to 2385 and encodes 755 amino acids.